AUGGUUUAUCCAAUAUGUAUAGGAUGCAGCUGUCAGAUCCGACAAGGUCGAAUCUUUAAAAUCGGUGAAGGGUUAGAGAAAGUAUUUUGGUCAGCUCGCUUGUUGAGUCUUGUGGACUCAAACAGUUGCAUUUGUCAAUCAUGUCGAUUGAAAUUCGUUUGUUGGAAAAAAGAGACAAGUACUGCCUUCAUCCAUAUUAUAAUUCAAGAAGAGGGAAUAGCUGAAAACGGUGUUGGUCGAAAUGAUAACAAUAUGGAUGUCGACGAACUGGCUGAUACAUCAUCGAAAAGAAUUGAUCAAUAUACACAAACAACAUCAGACCUUGAAAGAGUUGAAUUAUUAGUGAAUCGAACAACGAAAUCCGAAAGAACUUGUAUUGUAUGCGGCUGUUCUAAUACCAUCAACAGACAUCGAUUGACAAAUCAACAAAGAAAUCUUGUUUUUCUGAAAAAAGGAAUUUUCGUGUCACCAAAUAGUCGUUGUUGCAAGACACACCUGUAUAAUAGACAUCUUACGUAUGAAGCAUUGGAACAAAUAAAGAGUGGAAAAUCAAGUGUUGAAAUGUGGGGAGCACAAGAGAUAACUCAGUGUCUUGAUGGAUUUCGCGUUAUUGCUAAUUCAUCAAAGUCGAACGAUUUUGAUGAUCCAUCUAGUAUGAGCGAUGCAGACUAUUUAACAAUGACAGGUCUUAAUAAAGACAAUUUCAAUCAUCUACUUCAAUUUCUUACAACUAUGCGAACUUCUCGUGUGCGUUCGUUAAGAGAAGCUCUGGCUAUUUAUCUUAUGAAACUCCGGUUAAGUGUUAGUAACUCAGUACUUGCUACCAUAUUUCGUCUGCGCAACAAGAGAGCAGUUUCACGUAUUCUACAACAAGUUCGACAGAGUUUAGGAAGUAAUUUUACACCAACUUAUCUUGGGCUAAGUCAUAUUAAUCGAGAAGAGGUUCUUGCUCAUCAUCAAACAGCUAUUGCAAAUACUUUGCUUACUUCACAAUUAGAUCAGGUAUGUGUUGCAAUAGAUGGCACAUAUUUGUACAUUCAGAAAUCAUCAAAUAACACAUUUCAACGCCGCACGUACAGCAUGCAUAAGCAUCGUAAUUUGAUAAAACCAAUGAUAAUUACAGCAACCGACGGAUACAUUCUCGCAGUAUUUGGUCCAUUUUUAGCAGAUCACAACAAUAAUGACGCUUCGAUUAUCAAGCACUGUUUGUUCAGCAAUGAGCAAGAUAUGUUAUCAUGGUUCAAAGAUAAUGACGUGAUGAUCAUUGAUCGUGGGGUGUGUUUUGCACAAUUAGGAGAAAAACUAAUACUCAGUUAA
Molecule: messenger RNA, 1317 nt
Organism: Adineta ricciae
Lineage: Eukaryota; Metazoa; Rotifera; Eurotatoria; Adinetida; Adinetidae
Source: the annotation of a GenBank genome assembly